This is a messenger RNA of Aspergillus niger, 4497 nucleotides long. RefSeq lists its product as uncharacterized. Gene Ontology annotation, biological process: protein ubiquitination. The record is from RefSeq and is a predicted model, not a curated record. The coding region runs from base 1 to 4497 and encodes 1498 amino acids. Gene Ontology annotation, molecular function: ubiquitin-protein transferase activity; nucleic acid binding. NCBI's taxonomy places the organism in Eukaryota, Fungi, Ascomycota, Eurotiomycetes, Eurotiales, Aspergillaceae. The transcript is spliced from 6 exons. Gene Ontology annotation, cellular component: CCR4-NOT complex.
AUGUCAAAUCGCCAACAGAUUGACUCCGUCAUCGAUGAUGACGACGAGUUCUGCCCCCUUUGCAUCGAAGAAUUCGAUCUCUCGGACAAGAACUUCAAGCCUUGCCCCUGUGGGUAUCAGAUCUGUCAAUUCUGCUACAACAACAUCAAGACCCACAGCGAAGAAGGCCGGUGCCCCAACUGCAGACGGGUCUACGAUGAGAGCACCAUUCAAUACAAGGUUCCCGAUGCCGACGAAUUCAAAGCCGACUUGGCCUUAAAACACCGCAAGGCUGCCGCCGCGAAAAAGAAGGAGGCCGAGAAACGUGAAAUCGAGGCUUCCAGUCGCAAGAAUCUUGCCGGUGUCCGCGUCGUGCAGAAGAACCUGGUCUACGUGAUCGGUCUCAACCCCACAAUACGUGACGAGAAUCAACUCCUCUUGACUUUGCGCGGUCGAGACUACUUCGGUCAAUAUGGUGACAUCGAGAAGAUCGUCGUGAGCAAGGCAAAGCCUGGUGGCAACCCCAAUCAGGGCAUUGGCGUCUACGUCACCUAUGCAAGGAAGGCCGACGCAGCCACUUGUAUAGCAGCUGUCGAUGGGUCGGCCAACGGUGACCGGGUGCUACGUGCCCAAUACGGUACAACCAAGUAUUGUUCUUCCUUCCUGCGUAACGAGCAAUGCCAUAAUCGAAACUGCACCUUCCUGCAUGAGACUGGUGAGGACAGCGACAGUUACAGCCGACAGGAUCUCUCUUCGAUGAACACCCUGUCAAGUCAACGAAUCAACGGUGCCCCCAGCGGUCCCACCCACUCGAUUCUUCCGCACGUUGCCCGGUCCUCCGCUCAACCGAUUUCGCAACCAAUGCGCCGCCAGCCUAGUAGGGAUGACGCUGCGGGGAGCCGGCCACCGGAUGGGUCUGCCCUGCCAUCGUCAGCAAGUUGGGCAAACAAGGAUGCCGUGCUUAGCCGGACGAGACGGGCAAGUUUGACGGGCAGUCAAGCCUCGCAAAGUCCGCGUCCCGCCAUUGCCACGGUGUCGCCAGCGGUGGAGGAGGCCAAGCGCGUGGAGAAGCAGUCUACGAAUGCGCAGGAGCGUGCUCAAGCUCAAGCUCAAGCUCAAGCUCAGGCCCAAGCCCAAGCCCAAGCCCAGGCUCAAGCCCAAGCUCAGGCUCAGGCCCAGGCUCAGGCUCAGGCUCAAGCUCAGGCCCAGGCGCAAGCGCAACCGUCCCCCUCUCCCGAGGCACGAUCCUCUUCGUCUAGUUCUCCGCCUACUGUCCAGACGCCACCCAAGCCGGAGACGCCUCUGUUGGAUAACCUCGUCAAGGCUGUGAACUCCCCAGACUUUAAGUUCAUCUUCUCGGCGGCUGGUCUGCCCGCGGAAGAGGUUGCCCUCAUUGAGAACCACCCUUCGUUUAUCGAUCCUUACGGAGGCGUGAAACGCCGAGCUAUGCGUGAGAAGGCGGAGCAGGAACGUGUCCGGCGGGAACAGGAGCUGUUGCAGUCUGCUGCAGCAGAAGAGGAGAGCCGUGAGAGUGGAAGCUUGCAGCUCGGUGGCGAGCCGGAUGACGCGAUGCCCCCAAGAGGCCGUAGCGGUCGCGAAUCUCAUGGUGCCAUUCAACCUCCUUCCCAGCAGGGUACCACGACAAACUCGGCAGUUGGCUCCCCCGUCUCGGCAACUAGUCACCAGUUUCAGCAACUCAAUCUGGCCGGUCGUAGCUUGACCCCUCUGCAGCAACAGCAGUUGCUCCUCCUAAAGUCUGCCGGCAACCAACAGGCGGGCCUGGUUGAUCAGCUGCAGGGUGGGCUCAACUCCGCUGCUCUUGACCAGGCAGCUCAGGUCCGCCAGGGUCUGCUCCAGAGCCAGAUGGCACAGUUCAAUGCUCUGCAGGCGCAAAGUCGCCAGAACUCUCGUUUCACAUUCGCCAAUGAGGCCAAUGCCAAGAACAUCCCCAAUGUGCGCAUGUUGAGCCAAAUGCAGGCUGGUACUCCUAACCCGCUCGCAGCCCCUAGCCCUCAGCAUGGUCUUGCUGGCAACUACUUCACUAGUGGUGUGCAGGGUCCACCCCCUGGGUUGAAGACGGCGGGUACUCCGCCUAUCAGCGGCGGCGGCAUGUUCGCACAGGGUCACGGUUUUACAACAAAUGCCAAUCUCGGUUUGGGAUCCAACCUCGGAAAGCAAGAAGCCAAUCCAGAGUUGAUGCGUGAGCUGCUGAGAGGCCGCAGUGGCGCAAAUGCCGGUGGUUUGCAGGGUCAAGAGGCCGCUAAGCUGGACGAAGAAUUUCCUCCUCUUGGAGCCCAGCCAAAGGACAAGCGCCCCGUUGACAGCUUUGGCUAUCUCGUGCGCUCGCAUUUCUCCAGUGACUCGCAAGGCUCAGCUCGUGCUGGAACACCUACCCUGCCCCCCGGGCUUCCUCUGCCACACGCUCAUCCUGCAUCUGCCUUGUUCCAAAGUCCACUCAACCCAUCCAGUCCGGUCUCGUCGCCAUCCGUGCCUCCGGGUCUUAACCCACCUUUCCAUAGGCUAGGAACGCCGGGCCAGGGAUUCCAAGAAAGCUCUCGCCAGGCUUCUCCGGACUUGAAAGAUACUCCUGAGAAUCCGCCCACCUCAAGUCGCAUUAAGAAUGCAUCCGAAAUAUCACUCGGUUCUCCUGUGCCAAAGUCAGCCAACAAGGCUCGCUCCCAGCAAAAGGGGGACUUGACCGUCGCUUCUGACAAGAAAGCUGGCCUUUCGAAGACCGGAGAAAAUAAUGAGAAAGCCUCGGCGCCUACGGCGAAGGCCAAGCCCAUAAAGCUGGAGCUUCCCUUGGGUACUUCUCAGUCUCACGACGCUUCAAAGGCAGAUACACCAAGUCAAACCAAUACCCAUGGCCCGGUGCCCACUUCGACGAUCGGUUCUCGUCCGAAUACACCCUUAACUGGGGUCUCCCGCGUUUCGGACUCUUCCGCUCCUCGCCAACCUCGAGUCCUCCGUGUGGUUGACACGCCAAAGACUGAAACCCCGCCGCCUCCAUCUGCCACCCAGUCUGUCGCUUCCAUACCUGCUGCAACAAAAGCGCGUUCCAGACGACCAAGCAUCUCGUCGCUCAGCCGGCCUGAUACGCCCGGCGACUUCGGAUCGGAAGCCGAUCUUUACACCUCGGCGUCCGUGUCUCGGGCCAACUCUCCUCCCGCUUCGUCCAGAAUCGGCUCUGCACCUGUCCGGGCGAUGACCAAGAGCCAAGCUAAGAAGGAACGGCGACAAAAGGCCAAGGAACUGGAGGCCAAGAAACAAGAGGCCACCGCUGUGGUCGAAGAACCAGUGCAGGCUCCGAUUAUCGGUCGGAAGCGCAAGACCAAGAAGACUCCUGUUAGCUCGAACGAGUCGCCGGCUGCAGCUUCGGAGAAUACUGAGGCUGGAAAAUCUGCCAACGCUGGAAGUUCAAAUAGCAAUGAGAAGGCUGCGCAGCGGACGGAAGCGGCCAAGAAGAACAAAACGAAUGAGAAGGCCACGAAGGACUCCAAGCCAGCUGCUACCGAGGAGAAGGCCACUCCUGAACAAAAAGCACCUGCUGAGGCGUGGCGUUCCAAGAACACGGUUGAGCAGCUGAUGAAGGACGCUGAAUCCAGCGGGGUUCCGGUCAAGGAGCUCUUCUCGGAACGUACAUCCCCGUUGCAAGUCCUUCUUGCUCAGCUGCAUAAGUCUGCUGAAUUGGACCUAAACAAUCAUCCCCUGUUCAACCCAGCCAACCUAAACCAGCGAUUCGACAUGAAGUGCAAUGCGGAUGAUUACGACAUCCUGAAACAGCCCAUUGAGUUGACGGAUGAGCAUCGUAAAGCAUUGAUGCGCGGAGAAGCCAUUCGUGUUAAUUCGGACUCGACCAUGCUGAAAGACCGAUGCUUGAUCAGUCCCCGUGGAUGCGUCCUGCACCAUCUGUCGCCCGAGGAAGAAGAGCGGUAUCUUGCGCUUGAGAAGAACAUUGCCUGGGCAAUUGAUACCUUCCAGGAAUACUCGAACGUACCUAUCACGGAGCCUGAUGUGACCAAUCGCGGUGGUGGUUUGGACGCGUUGUUUGCUACCCCUGAGAAUUUCAACAUCUGCUGGGUCGACGAGACCUCGGCCGGUCUCACCUCUGGCUCGCCCACUGCCGGGAUGUCUCUUUCUGACGCCAGCGGCUCCACUAUUCCUGCGCCUCCCAACGUUCUGUCGGCCAUGGAGGCGGACAGCACGCGCAGCCAUAACUGGGCCAUUGCCAACACCGCGGAACUGGUCAAUGCCACUGCCACCUCGGUGCGAUCCUUCGCUGCCGCUACUGCCAAGCACAUGCUCGGGGCCGCGGGGGUGGUCAUGGGCAACAUCCCGGACCUGGACGAUGUGGUUGGAAUGACCAAUGAAGAGCUGCGCUCGUUCGCCGUCAAGUCGCAGAAGGAUCUUGAGUCGUCUCGCAAGGAGCUAGACACGAUCGACAAGAAGCUCAACGCCCUAGUGAAGCGGAACCGCAAGCUUGCGCAGCAGGCUCUUGCGACGACCGUUGACGCGUGA